GUGGCUGUGAACAUUUGCCUUUUAAAAUUUGGUGGCUCUUCAUGGUAAUUUUUAAUACAUAACCCGAAGGUCUGCCGAUGCAACUGAAGUAGACCAUUAUAACCAUUGAAAACAACUAAACUGGAUGAUCACGGAAUUCUUCCAUUGGUCGAGAAAACCGCCUCCACGUCUUCUAGCCAAGUCAAGAACUCUCUGGAGAACGGCGGAGGCCGGGUAAAUUCCAGCCUUUCCGCCGCCUGUUUGGGAGGAAGAGGAGGAGGGAGACAGAGCGAGGGUUUGAGGAAACUGAGCUUAAACCGAGCCACUCCACCGGUGAUGUGUGCAAUGGGGUGGUCUCAGGCCUGGAGGAGUCCAAUCAGCAUCUAAGACAGCUAAAUACCCUGGGGUCUCGAGCUUUUUCACAUGAGAGCAUCUUCAUCCCUGAGGAUUCUGUAGAGAAGCCGUGCUCAGAAUUGACCAUGUCUCAAGAGAACGUCUCGGACAAAGUCAGAAACCUACAAAGGCAGAUAGCUCAUAAUAUAAAGUUUGGUCAGAAACCUCCAUCAGUAAGAAAAAGUGAAGGAGAUGAAUGUAGCUCGGAUGAGGAAGAGGUUCCAAAAAGUCCAUUGCAAGUCCUGGCACAAGUGGAGCCAGAGCCACAAGACACUGAAGCCAGGGAAAAAGUUCCAUCUGCUACCCAUGGUGUGGUUCAAUAUAGGACUCCCAUGAAGUCCCCUCGGACAAAGCGGCCUCCUCCUCCUGGUACGAUAGAAUCAAUUAACUUGGACGCUAUUCCUCAGUCUGCACCACGCUUGGACAACACUGCUGCCAAACACAAACUGUCUGUCAAACCCAAAAAUCAGCGAGUGUCACGAAAGCACCGCAGAUUUACGCAGGAGUUUCUGGAGGUGGAUAUUUCAGCAGUCCUGCAGGAAGAGGCAGUUGUUCAGAAACUUGCAGAAGAAACAGGGGGUUGGAGAGAAGGUAAUUCAAGAAGUCACUGGACCAGACAAGAUCAAGAGUUUCCUGAAAAGUCUAAGAAGCAGAGACUUCAUGAAGAAGAGCAGGAACGUCUGAUGCUUCAAAGAAUCCAGGAGCAAGAGAAACACAGAAGGAGAGAUGAAGAAAGAAGAGCAGAAGAGCUGAGAUUGGAACAGGAGACAAUGCGCAGGAAACAGGAAGAAUUUCAGCGGCGGGAGGAAGAGGAGCGAAGGCAGUGCGAAGAAGACCGAAGAAAGGAGGAAGAUGAAAGGAGAAAGUGGGAGGAGGAGCAGCGUUUGAGGGAGGUGGAAGAGAGGAAGAGGCAUGAGGAAGAAGAAAGAAAAAAAAGAGAAGAUGAGAGGAGGAGAGCAGAGGAAGAAAGGAGACAGCAGGAACUAAUAGCUGAGCGCCUACGUCUAGAGGAGGAGAGGAGAAAGAAAGAAUUGGAGGAGCAGAAACAAAAAGAGGAGGAGGAAGCAGAAAAACUACGGCUUUGGGAGCUGGAGGAAAAACAUCGCAGAGAAGAAGCAGCACGCCUUUAUGAAGAACAAAAGCGGCAACAAGAAGAGGAGGCUGAGAUUAAAAGAUUAGCUGAUGAAAAGAAAAGGAAGGAGGAGGAUAAAAGGAAGAGGCAGGUAGAGGAAAUGAAAGCAGCUGAGGAGCACUCAACAUCCUCUGAUCCAGAGUGGAAGAGGAAAGCAGAGGAGCUGCGAUGGAGGGAGAUGGAGGAGAGGCAAAGACCUUUCACCUUCAAAGUGUCUUCAGGUGAAAAGCAAAUCCUCUUUCAGAAGGUCAAUCUAACACCAGUUACCCCGAUACCUGCUCAGCAGGGCGAAACAGCUGCUGAUAUUAGGGAAGGCACACCAGGAGUUCCUGAUUCUCCGACUUUAUCUUCGUCACUCUACGUUCCUCACACUGCUAUAUUAGUGACUGGAGCUCAGCUGUGUGGGACCGCAGUAAAUCUGGAUCAGAUAAAAGACACAGCCUGUAAGUCUCUGCUUGGUCUCUCUGAGGACAAAAAAGCCUUUGGGACACCAGCAGGGAAAAACAAGACCUCACCAGAUCGCAAAUCUGGAAGAACCAAAUCUUUGAAUGAAUCAUCUCUUUCUGUAGAUCAGUCUAGUGCUGCUGUCCUGGCAGAGUGGGCCAGUAUACGAUCCAGGAUUUUUAAAGGUGGCCUAGAUGGAAAAUACCAGGAUUACCCAGACAGACAAGUGCAGAGCCAAACAACAAGUGAGGACAGCAACGAGCCACCAUUCUCCCACACCAACCUCAGGAAGACCAUGUCAGCAAGCGCCAAGUUUUCCAUCACUCCAGCCAGAAAGAAGUUUGCUGACUCAAAUAGAAAUUCUGAGGUCUUCAGUCAAGAUGAGACAGAAGUAGGUAGAGUGGAAAUACCAUCUACAGAUUCUACUCCUAGCAAUCAACUCCAUUCACCUUCCUCUGACAGCAAAGGUCAAAACAAGGGGGGAAAGAUGGUCCGUAUCACAGACAGUACUGAAGAAUGCAAGUUUGCCAAAGACCUCCCUUCCUUUUUGGUUCCAAGUCUGCCACAUGGAUCCCCAAAAGCUUCAAGGUCUGAAACAGUUUUCCUGAGCCAGGUGGAAUCAGAGGACACAGACACCAAGGAUUAUGGGGAUCAGAGAGAGCAGAGUGGUGAUGAGAGGCCCUCACCAUUUGGUAUCAAGCUCAGAAGGACCAACUACUCCCUUCGUUUUCAUAGCGAGCAAUCCACAGAGAGAAGGAAGAAACGGUAUAGUGCAGGUGACAGUUUUGAAGGAGUACCAGUGCCCCUCACCUCUACUGACCAACACUCUGACUCAUCUGCAUUCUCUGAGAAACCCAGUAACACUACUCCAGCUGGGGAGAGUGUAACCAAAUUCCAAGGAAUCUCCAGUAUAGAGUCACGCUCCAGACUUGGUAGAAAUGCUCCGUCUUCAGCAAGUCAUGAACGUGACAAAGUAAUCUUCAAGCCCCCAAUUUAUCAGAAACCAGCCACAUUUUCCAAACCAUCUGAUGGUGCCACACCUCCACCUUCUCCACUACCUAAACCUAAUAGAAGAACAUCUGGAGAAAUGCUGUCCCAUAGGUUAGGUGGACCAGAAUUGGCAGCCUCUGAAGAGCGUGUCGAACAAAAGUCAGCGCCCACAGAAUCCAUGCAGGGUCAUAGGAAUGGUCAGGGGGAUGAUGAGCCAAAAGAAAAAAAGUCCUUCUUUCCAUCCAUCAGCAUUCCAUGGAGGGAGAAAACAGAUCGGAGGGCUGACCUCAUAAGAAAAGAAAAGCCAUCUCUGCAAAGCAGGCAUUCCUUAGACAGCCCACGGACACAGGAGAAGGAACCAGGACCGUUAUGGAUCACCCUGGCUUUGCAGAAACAGAAAGGAUUUAGAGAACAGCAGCAAAGCAGAGAGGAAAGGAAGAACCAGAGAGAAGCUAAGUGGGCUGAGAAACAAGCCAAGGACCGAGAAAGUGGUGGACUAGUGAGCCCUACGGAGGGGAAAGGGAACGGGAACUCCGGUACUCCUAAGGCACAAACCCAGGAGAACAAGAGACCAGACACCUUACUGACUCGCUUUGAACGCCGUGACAACCUAAAGAAGGCCAACACCUUACCAACAUCUGUCACAGUCGAGAUAGCAGACUCAACCCCAUCGCCGCCGGCAGCAAAGGACAUAACAAAGCGCUUCCCACCUAAUGACACUGCACAGGUUUCCACUGAACCAGCUUGGCUUGCUCUUGCCAAGCGUAAAGCCAAAGCAUGGAGCGAUUGCCCGCAGAUCAUCAAGUGAUAUAUUUGGGAAACACGUUUGUAGUCCGCCGUGUCAUUCACAGGGUCAUCAUUUCACCAUACUCAUGUCGGUUCAAGAAAUACCACAUUACCGCACAGCUGCAUUCCUUUUUUUUUUGUGUGUGCCAUUUUCACCCCACAGGAUGAGUAGCAAACGGCAUGUGUUUCUAAAAGACUGACAUACUUGUGGUAUUUAAAAUGAUCCAAAUAGUAAUGGUU
Messenger RNA from Clarias gariepinus (North African catfish), 3964 nucleotides. RefSeq names its product capping protein inhibiting regulator of actin dynamics (gene cracd). The record is from RefSeq and is a predicted model, not a curated record. Bases 459 to 3746 code for a protein of 1095 amino acids. The transcript is spliced from 9 exons. Gene Ontology annotation, biological process: maintenance of gastrointestinal epithelium; negative regulation of barbed-end actin filament capping. NCBI's taxonomy places the organism in Eukaryota, Metazoa, Chordata, Actinopteri, Siluriformes, Clariidae.